AUGCUGGCAGCUCCCAGUUUUCUUGCGCCUGGCGCAACCCCUGCUCGGCAAUCAGGAUUGUCGCACGCACAGCUGCAGCCUCGGGUGUCGUCGAGCUCAGCAUUUUCCAGCAUCCCAGUUGCAACGGUCGCCUCGAGUGCCGUUUUGGCAGUUGCUGCCCGCAGUGCCACCAAGCAGACUAGCAAGACCGUCCGAAAUUUUUUCGGUGACAGCGGCAGCACCAGCUAUGCCAGCUUCGAUCCUGCAACAGAGCUGGGAGUCCAG
Messenger RNA from Symbiodinium necroappetens, 264 nucleotides. The record is from the annotation of a GenBank genome assembly. Lineage: Eukaryota; Dinophyceae; Suessiales; Symbiodiniaceae.